GCAUGUGCCUUGCAUGACCAGAACUGUACCUGAUGCAGCUAUAAGAUGUCGACAUCUGCUGUCGCUUCACAUCACCGUUCUCGAUACAUAUCUUCAGCCUGAUCCAAGAUGAAGUUCUCUUCUAUCAUCGCGCCUCUUGCGCUGGCCUCCAGUGUCACCGCCACUGCUAUCCGCAACCGCGACUGGUCAGACUGGCAAAACUGCCUGUCGCAAACUCAAGCCGAGACGAUCGUCAACCAGUACGCUUCGAUCCUCACCCACUCGGAUCCCACCACUGCCAAUACCACUGCUCAGGCACUUCUCGAUGUCAACUAUACCGAGAUCAGUGACUCAAUCUUGUCGCUUGAGGGCCAGCCACUCGGAACCGCAACCUUUGUCGGCAAGGAUACGUACAUCACCGGAGUCCUCGAAUCACCUCCCGUGACUGGAAUCAACACUCUCGAGAUUGAUGUCGCCAACUGCAACAAGAUUCUGUGGUACUGGAAGUUCACUGGAAUUGGUAGCGAGGAGUAUGAGAUCAAGGGCUUCAACCUCUUCACCAUCACCCCUGCCGGACAAAUCAACCAGACCAACUUGGAAUUCAACAGCAUCGCUUGGGCUUUGGACACUGGCUACCAGGUCAUCUUCCCCACCAGCACCACCGUCACCUAAAUGAUGGGGUCUGGAAAGAUGACU
Molecule: messenger RNA, 675 nt
Organism: Exophiala viscosa
Lineage: Eukaryota; Fungi; Ascomycota; Eurotiomycetes; Chaetothyriales; Herpotrichiellaceae
Exons: 4
Coding region: 109-651 (180 amino acids)
Source: RefSeq, a predicted model, not a curated record